AACAGGACCAGUUUCAUGUUUCAGUUCAUCGUUGCCUAGAAAUGGCAAGUCGUUUAAAACCCAACAUGUUUUUUUGUUUUUUUAAGUUGCUAUAGUGCUUUGGAGAAUACUCUAAACGGCUAUAUGAGGGCGAUGUCGUUGUCACUUCAAACUUCCGAAACACUUGCAGUAUAUAAGGAAACCCCAAACUGCAUAAGUCAGCAUCAGUUGUUUCUAUCCUCUCAUCGAUAGUUAUCCAACAUGAAGAUUAUCGUAAUUGCCGUGUUCUUCUGCGUCACUUCCGCUCAAACUGUUUACUACCCAGAGCCAACUUACGAAACUGAAUACCGUCCACAGCCGUACAGUUUCUCAUGGGAAGUCAACGAUGCUCCCUCCUACAAUAAUUUUGCUCACUCUGAGAGUAGCGACGGUAAGGUAGUUUCCGGCUCUUACCGUGUUGCCCUUCCUGAUGGCCGUACGCAGAUUGUCACGUACAAAGAUGACAGUUACGGAUACGUUGCAGAUGUCAAAUACGAAGGCGAAGCUAAAAGUCCAGAGUAUAGACCAUCUUACUCUACCCCUGUCUACAAAGCACCAACCCCGGCCUAUCAGGCUCCAGUCGCACCGGCCUAUAAAGACCCCACUACACCCGUCUACGAAGCUCCAUCCUCGAUAUACAGAGCUCCGGCUACUGUCUACAAAACUCCAGUCUACGAAGCUACUACUCCAUCCUACAAAGCUUCUAUCCCAGUCUACAAAGCUCCUAACCCAGUCUACAAGGUUCCCAUUGUUCCGGCCUAUAAGCCUGCGCUUCCAACCCCCUACGAAGCUCAAUCUUCACCAGCCUAUAAGAUUCCUGAAUACAUCGUUCCUUCCUACAGACCUCAAACAACUGUUGCACCGGUUUACACAACGUCCUCUACACCUUUCACGCCCAUUUACAGGUCACCUGCACCACUACCUAUACUUUACAGGACUCCUGCAAAACAAACGACAUAUUAGUUCUGAAUUUCAACAUAAAUGUCGUGAACAUUAAUUCCUAAUGUGCCACAAUCCUUACAAAACCUAAACCUCGCAAUUAAUUGUAAACGUAGUAGAGUUUGCAUUGUCGUGUGUUUCAAACAUAAUUAGAUGUCAUCAUACGUGUACAUUUACAUUAAUCAAAGCAAUAUAAAAUAUUAUUUUCAA
This is a messenger RNA of Daphnia magna, 1167 nucleotides long. Its product is annotated as repetitive proline-rich cell wall protein 1. Gene Ontology annotation, cellular component: extracellular matrix. The transcript has 4 exons. Bases 241 to 981 code for a protein of 246 amino acids. NCBI's taxonomy places the organism in Eukaryota, Metazoa, Arthropoda, Branchiopoda, Diplostraca, Daphniidae. The record is from RefSeq and is a predicted model, not a curated record.